AGGUCGCAAAGUUGAGAAGGAUGUAAUCGCAUUGUAUAAAAGCAUCACCAAAACCGUUCGAAAUCAUCAUUCGCUUGUGAUCGUUUCUUUUGAUCAGUCCAACCAACACUGGUUUUGUUAGUUCGUCAGUUGCACCAAACAUGAAGGCGUUCGUUGUGUUGUCUAUGGCUUUGGCCGUUGCUUCUUGCGCGGCAGUUGACGAUUCCUCCAGCAAGAAGGACAAACGUGGCCUGUGGGAGCUGAGCGAUGGAUACGAUUCGCAUGGAUUCGAUGACCAUCACCAUGAUGAUCAUCACGAAGUGAAGCAUCUGACCACCACCAUCACAAAAAAGGUCCCGGUCCCGUACCCAGUUGAAGUCGAGAAGCACGUCCCAGUGCAUGUCAAGGUACCGUACCCAGUUGAGGUGGAGAAGAAGGUCCCAGUCUACGUCGAAAAGAAGGUGCCCGUGUAUGUCGAGAAGAAGGUCCCAGUCCAUGUUGAUCGUCCCGUUCCGUACCCAGUCGAAGUGAAGGUUCCAGUUGUGCAGAAGGAAUACGUCGAAGUGCCAAAACCGUACGCAGUUCAUGUUGAGAAGCACGUUCCAGUGUACGUUCAUAAGCCAGUGUAUGUCGAGAAGCAUGUCCCAGUGACCGUUACCAUCAAGAAGCACGAGAAGAAACAUUGGUGGUAAAUGUGUUGGGAAAAUCAAAUUUUUGUUAAACUUUCUAUUAACUAUUGAAAUAAAUCUGU
Molecule: messenger RNA, 730 nt
Organism: Aedes albopictus (Asian tiger mosquito)
Lineage: Eukaryota; Metazoa; Arthropoda; Insecta; Diptera; Culicidae
Product: titin
Exons: 2
Coding region: 141-671 (176 amino acids)
Source: RefSeq, a predicted model, not a curated record